GCUCUGCUAUCCACUGCUUUUCCCUGCCGCAGUGACAUCCGCCUCACACAAGCAAUCGGGAGUCUGACGCGGGACUUCCUGGUCAGACAGUGUUAUUCACAGGAAUCAGAAAACGCUAUUUGUCAGACCUCUCUCCGCCGACCCGACACGCAGGCCGGUCAUUGGGUUUCAGCGUUAUUUCGACAGUUGUUUCAUUUAGUAUUAACGGUCAAAAGAGGGCGGACUGAUUAACAUCAUACACCAUCAAAGUUAGCCGGUAAGCUAACAGUAACGUCAGGGCUCUGCUGUGCUUUAGCCAUGUCCGCGUCGGCUGGAUGCUCCCCGGCGGGCCACGGCUCGGGCCUUGGCCCCGGCAUGUCCAUGUUUCGCUGGCUAGAAGUGCUGGAGAAAGAGUUUGACAAGGCCUUCGUGGACGUGGAUCUGUUGCUCGGGGAAAUAGACCCAGAUCAAGUCGACAUUACGUACGAGGGUCGGCAGAAGAUGACCAGCCUAAGCUCCUGUUUCGCUCAGCUGUGCCACAAAAUCCAGACGGUUUUCCAACUCAACCAUAAACUAGAGGCUCAGCUGGUGGACCUGCGUUCUGAGCUGACUGAGACUAAGGCUGAGCGGGCAGUGGUAGAAAGAGAGGUCCAUGACCAGCUCCUGCAGCUUCAUGCUCUCCAGCUGCAGCUUCACGCCAAGCAAGGCCAGGCUGAGGACUCUGACACCAUCAAAGACAGACUGCCUGCACCGACAUUGGGAGAGAUGGAAAAGGAGCUCGAGGCCAGUAAAAAGGAGAAAUUAGCAGAGGCAAGGCUGGAGACAGAAGUCAGACUAUAUAAAAAGGAAAAUGAGGCCCUUCGCAGGCACAUGGCAGUACUGCAGGCUGAGGUGUAUGGAGCCAGACUGGCCGCCAAAUACUUGGACAAGGAACUGGCUGGCAGGGUGCAGCAGAUCCAGUUACUAGGCCGUGACAUGAAAGGGCCAGCGCACGACAAGCUGUGGAACCAGCUGGAGGCAGAGAUUCACCUUCACCGCCACAAGACCGUCAUCCGAGCAUGUAGAGGUCGCAAUGAUCCUAAGAAACCCCUCCCCUCUCCGGUUGGGCACGACCCAGAUAUGUUGAAGAAAACCCAGGGAGUAGGCCCCAUCAGAAAGGUGGUGCUAGUCAAAGAUGAUCAUGAGGGGCUGGGAAUCUCCAUCACAGGUGGGAAGGAGCACGGGGUUCCCAUUCUAAUUUCAGAGAUCCAUCCCAGUCAGCCUGCAGACAGAUGUGGAGGUCUGCACGUCGGAGAUGCCAUCCUUGCUGUCAACAGCAUCAAUUUGCGAGAUGCCAAACACAAGGAGGCCGUCACCAUUCUGUCCCAGCAGCGUGGACAGAUAGAGUUUGAGGUGGUGUAUGUGGCUCCAGAGGUGGACAGCGACGAUGAGAACGUGGAGUAUGAAGACGACAGCGGCCAUCGCUACCGCCUCUACCUGGAUGAACUGGACGACAGCAGCACGGCACCACCUAGCAACAGCUCGGCAUCGCUGCAGGCUAUGGAGAAGAUGUCCCUGAGCAAUGGACCAGAGAAUGGAGAUACUGGCAUCUCCAGCGAGACACCUUCAGAGGAAACCCCCUCAAAGCCUCCUGACACUGACUGCUCCUUCUAGAGGCUCCGCCAGGCCGAUGAUGCUUGGAGAAAUAAAAGGAGGAUUGGUGGGGAAAUCCCUCACAAAGAACUGAAUCAAAGAAUCCAUAACAAGCCCAGGGACGAGGGAAAAUGAACAGAAACUGUCUGUUUUCCCUUUUUCCUCAUGAUGUUCUGGGGUGGUGGGACUUGGGGGUUUAGCCUGGGCCUGUGGCAAUGAUUUGGGGUGAAAUUGCACACGUUUGAAGAAGCAGAGGUGUAAGAUACGUAGAGGAGGGAGUGAUACUGUACUGCGUGACUUUUUUUGAGAUACAUACUUUAUUGAGAUACAUAUGGGCAUGGAUAGGACAGCUGUUUGUGAGGGACGAGUAGGAGGUAGUUGUCACCGAGCUGUCCCGGGGGCCCGGUGACAUCAGGGAGGAGGCGGUUACUCGUGCUUGAAAAUGUCUUUCAGGGACACACGUGAAGAGUGUUUUGCUUCUGUUUGUACAGUUAUUCAUUUUGUCUUGGCAACAUUACGACAAGACAAUUCUGUCCUAUAGGGACCUGGGGAGAGGCCAGGGAAAGAUCUCAACAAGGAAAUGAACGCGAAAACAAUUUUUUAGCGAACAAAAAGAAAACGCAAGUGAUCGUUGUACCUGGCAAGAGCAAGGCCAGUCUUUCAGAUUCAAAUGAGAUGUGGAAAAAAUCUAAUUGAAAAACCUUGUGAAAUAAAUAUCAACUGGAAAAAUGCUGAAAGGUCUUACCUGUCAUCACCAGUACUCCCCUUUAAAUCUGUGGGACGAUGGAUCCAGGGUCUGAUAUUUUAACCAGCACACAAAUGAACACGCUAAACACUGACAGCUCAGUGGAACGGCGGGCUGGAUGUCUGAACAGGCUAAAAGUACCGGUGGGGGCCUUCACAGCCUGCAUCUAGCAAAGCAGUCAAAGAAUGAAGAGAAUGCCUUUGUCCGUCUUCGGCAGAGGGAAACAAGUCUAGGGAUGUUUAAAGCCUAAGCAUUGAGAAAGCAUGUUACACAACAUUUCAUAGAAAAUACUCCCCCCAGUCCUCGAGGACAUUGUAAUUAUUUCAGUGACUGUACUAGUCAUACUAGCGUAUGACCUCCAAACCCUGACCUGCUCUUGUAUCCUGUUUAUUAGGUGGUGACCGUAGGGUGGAUGUUCCAUUGUCCCAUUAUCCCGCCAGAGCUUUUUAACCAUCCUCCAUCACUAACAGAUGUUGGCAUGUCACUGUAUGUUGAAUAUACAGGGUGAGCACAGUAACACUUGUACAAUAUAAACUAAUUGAAUACAAUCAUUUUUAAUAACAGGUUCUUUCUUAACUUGCUUGUAUUGCUCUACACUUUAUUUAGUUUUGGUUUUUUUAAAUUGUGUGACAUUACAUUCUGUUGUAGCACAAUGUAUUUUGUCAGGAACACCUCACGGUAUAAUGCAGUAAACGCAUCUCCAAGUACUCUAAACUGGGUAAAGAGCUGCAUCGACCCCCCCACCGACACUAGACUCCCCAGUGUGAACAUGUUGUGGUGCCCAGCUCGUGUGUCUGUUGGCACCACUGCUGCCUGCCAGUGGCAGUGUUGUGGCCCAAAGGAUCGUGAGGAAGUGGAACCCUUAGUGCGCCCCAACUCUGUGACCUUACAGCAGUCACGUUUCUUGACCUGCUUUUUCUUACUGUUUCCUUGAUGCUUGGUUUGUGUCUCAACUCUUCACAUGUAUGAUGUGCAUCUUUAUAGGUAAUGUAUUCAAGCUAAACAAAUUAGUUAGCCUUUUAAAUAAAGUUUGCUUUCAAUUUG
Messenger RNA from Xiphias gladius (swordfish), 3400 nucleotides. It is a transcript of the gene gopc, whose product is annotated as golgi-associated PDZ and coiled-coil motif containing. The transcript has 9 exons. Gene Ontology annotation, cellular component: trans-Golgi network transport vesicle; Golgi apparatus; membrane. Gene Ontology annotation, molecular function: transmembrane transporter binding. The coding region runs from base 298 to 1632 and encodes 444 amino acids. The record is from RefSeq and is a predicted model, not a curated record. Lineage: Eukaryota; Metazoa; Chordata; Actinopteri; Istiophoriformes; Xiphiidae. Gene Ontology annotation, biological process: negative regulation of protein localization to cell surface.